AUGUCCACUGUCUAUUUAGUUACUGGAGGUAACCGUGGGAUCGGUUACAAAAUUGUCGAACAAUUGGCUGCAAGACCAAACACUAAAGUUCUUGCCACUGCUAGAAACGUCGAAUCAGCCGUUGAAUUGAAGGAAUUGAAGGCUAAGCACGACAACGUCGAGAUAUUGAAACUUGAUGUCUCCUCUGAAGAAAGUCUUGAUGCCUUGGACAAUCAAUUACAGAAGGUUGCCCCUGACGGGAUUGACGUGUUGAUCUCCAACGCCGGUGUUGCUGACGGGUUCUAUACCGUCAAGGACGCACCACGGUCCAUUUGGUUGAAGCACCACAAGACCAAUGUCUUAGGUCCAAUUUUCCUCUACCAGGUUGUCCGUCCUUACUUGAUGAAGAGGGACACCAGAAAGAUAAUUUUCGUCAGUAGUGUGGUCGGCUCUAUUGGAGGCUUCCUCCCAUUCUCUACCUCUGCCUAUGGACAAUCGAAGGCAGCCCUCAACAUGACUAUGAAGCAAAUCAGUUUAGAGGAUGGACCUGAAGGAUUCACGGUAAUUUCCAUGCAUCCAGGGAUGGUCACCAGUGACAUGGGCAAUGAGAGCAUUGCUCAGAUUCCAAAAGAGGAACUUGUGGAUAUCCUCCCCAUGCUCAUUACACCAGAGGUGAGUGCCACCAAGCAGCUUGAGGUGAUUGACGGGUUGACCAAGGAAGACAAUGGUGCUUUCUUCAACUAUGAUGGUAGUGCUGCUUCUUUCUAAUGUAAAUAGAUGAAUACAAACAAAUCGA
Molecule: messenger RNA, 775 nt
Organism: [Candida] anglica
Lineage: Eukaryota; Fungi; Ascomycota; Pichiomycetes; Serinales; Debaryomycetaceae
Source: the annotation of a GenBank genome assembly